AGCUCCGGAAGGUGUUCGAGGAUGUGGCAGUGUAUUUCACACGGGAGGAGUGGGAUCUGCUGGAAGAGGAGGACAAGGGGCUUUACCAGGACCAGAUGCUGACGAACUACCAAGCCCUCCUUUCCCUGGGAUAUCGAGGCCCCGCCCCUGACUUGAUCUGCUGCAUCCAGGGAGGACAGGUGGAGCUCUGGGUCUGUUGUGAUGAGGACCGUGGGGCAAUCUCGAGGUCGGAGGACGUGCUGCCAGGACAUGCCUGGUUGCUGAGCAGAACUGAGGAGCCAGCUGCUGAGGAAGGGCCUGGAAAGCUGGAGCCAGCAUGGGCUUCCCUGGGGAGUAUGGGUGAGGUGGAUUCCCUGACCUCAGCAACAGACCAAUGGCAUAAGGGUCAGGGGAUGCUCCAAAAGCAGGAGAAUGUAGCAGUGAACAAGGUCCCAUCUCUAUUUGGGCAUUGGAGUGAAGAAGGGAAACAAGCCCGAAACAGCCCAAGGUCCAGGGAUGAAUUUGUGGUGCUGAGACACCAGAAGAGGCAGAAAGGAAAGGCCCAUUGGAGAGAGACACUGCAUGCAAGGCAAGGCAGUAUGGGGGGCCUCAGAGGGAAGCAGGAGCCCACCACCAAGCGCAGGGGGAGAGCCCACUCCUGCCCUGAGUGCAAGAAGAGUUUUAGCUGCCCCUCGCGCCUGGCUCUGCACAAGAUAAAGCAUGCUGGGGAGAAGCCCCAUGUUAGCACCAAGUGUGGGAAGAGCUUGACCAGCCUCUCUGUGCAGAGGAGGCAGCAGCCACACGGCUGCACAAGGUGUGGGAAGAGCUUCAGGCAGCCCUCCAGCCUGGCCAGGCACAGGUGCAUGCACACACGGGAGAAGCGUCAUCCUUGCUCUGUGUGUGGGAAGAGUUUCACCUGGUCCUCUGACCUGGUCCGUCAUCUGCUGAUCCACACAGGCGAGAAGCCACAUCAGUGCCCUGUGUGUGGGAAGAGCUUCGCCCAAUCGUGGAACCUGACCAAGCACCAGCACAUCCACAAAGGGGAGAAGCCAUAUUACUGCUACGUGUGUGGGAAGAGUUUCACCUGGUCCUCUAAUCUGGUCCGGCACCAGCUGAUCCACACACGGGAGAAGCCACAUCAGUGCUCUGUGUGUGGGAAGAGCUUCACCCAUUCCUCCCACCUGGCCCGGCACCAGCACAUCCACACAGGGGAGAAGCCUCAUCAGUGCUCUGAGUGUGGGAAGAGCUUCACCAACCGCUCCAGUCUGACACAGCACCAGCUCAUCCACACAAGGGAGAAGCCACAUCGGUGCUCUGUGUGUGGGAAGAGAUUCACCCAGCGCUCCCACCUAGCUGAGCACCAGCGCAUCCACACAGGGGAGAAGCCACAUCAGUGCUCUGUGUGUCAGAAGAGAUUCACCUACAUCUCCAGCCUGACACAGCACCAGCGCAUCCACACAGGGGAGAAGCCAUAUCAGUGCUCUGUGUGUCAGAAGAGCUUCACCUACAUCUCCAGCCUGAAACAGCACCAGCGCAUCCACACAGGGGAGAAGCCAUUUCAGUGCUCUGUGUGUCAGAAGAGAUUCACCUACAUCUCCAGCCUGAAACAGCACCAGCAUAUCCACACAGGGGAGAAGCCAUUUCAGUGCUCUGUGUGUGGGAAGAGCUUCACCCAUUCCUCCCACCUAGCCCGGCACCAGCUCAUCCACACAGGGGAGAAGCCAUAUCACUGCUCUGUCUGUGGGAAGAGAUUCACCCAGCGCUCCCACCUAGCUGAGCACCAGCGCAUCCACACAGGGGAGAAGCCACAUCAGUGCUCUGUGUGUCAGAAGAGAUUCACCUACAUCUCCAGCCUGACACAGCACCAGCGCAUCCACACAGGGGAGAAGCCACAUCAGUGCUCUGCAUGUGGGAAGAGCUUCACCAACCGCUCCAGUCUGACACAGCACCAGCGCAUCCACACAGGGGAGAAGCCAUAUCAGUGCUCUGUGUGUCAGAAGAGCUUCACCUACAUCUCCAGCCUGAAACAGCACCAGCAUAUCCACACAGGGGAGAAGCCAUUUCAGUGCUCUGUGUGUGGGAAGAGCUUCACCCAGUCCUCGCACCUAGCUGAGCACCAGCGCCUCCACACAGGGGAGAAGCCACAUCGCUGUUCUGAGUGUGGGAAGAGCUUCACCCGACCCUCCCACCUGACCCAUCACCAGCUCAUCCACACAGGGGAGAAGCCACAUCAGUGCUCUGUCUGUGGGAAGAGUUUCACCAACCGCUCCGGUCUGACCCGGCACCAGCUCAUCCACACAGGGGAGAAGCCACAUCAGUGCUCUGCGUGUGGGAAGAGCUUCACCAACCGCUCUUGUCUGAUUCGGCACCAGCUCAUCCACACAGGGGAGAAGCCAUAUCACUGCUCUGUCUGUGGGAAGAGAUUCACCCAACGCUGCCACCUAGCUGAGCACCAGCGCAUCCACACAGGGGAGAAGCCACAUCGCUGUUCUGAGUGUGGGAAGAGCUUCACCCGACUCUCCCACAUGACCCAUCACCAGUUCAUCCACACAGGGGAGAAGCCACAUCAGUGCUCUGUGUGUGGGAAGACCUUCACCCAUUCCUCCCACCUGGCCCAGCACCAGCGCAUCCACACAGGGGAGAAGCCACAUCACUGUUCUGAGUGUGGGAAGAGCUUCAGCCGAUCCUCCCACCUGACCCGGCAUCAGCUGGUCCACACAGGGAAGUAGCCACAUUAGUGCUCUGCAUGUGGGAAGUGCUCUGAGUGUUGGAAAAGCUUCCCCCAUCUCUCCCACCUGUCCCAGUAUCAGCACAUCCACACCCAGAAGCAUCUCUAUUUCUGCCAGCCGUGCACGAAGCCCUGGGAGAUGUCUGCCUGCUCAGCACCCACCAGUGGUGCAUUCAGACAAGCACCCCCAUGCUGGUGACCUGAACAAAGAGUUCCCCCAGGCUUUGUCCCUUGUAGGGCACAGUGGGAGUCCAGAACCCAGAGGCUCACCCCCAAGUUUUGAUUGUGGGGAAGGGAUAAGAAGAAACACCUCAGGCAGAGAUCAGCCCCAACGAAGGGGAGAUGAGAUUUGUUUUUUGUAAAAAUAUAUUUCUCUCUCUAUA
Messenger RNA from Alligator mississippiensis (American alligator), 3090 nucleotides. RefSeq names its product zinc finger protein 420-like. Gene Ontology annotation, biological process: regulation of transcription by RNA polymerase II. NCBI's taxonomy places the organism in Eukaryota, Metazoa, Chordata, Crocodylia, Alligatoridae. The record is from RefSeq and is a predicted model, not a curated record. The transcript has 3 exons. Bases 96 to 2708 code for a protein of 870 amino acids. Gene Ontology annotation, molecular function: DNA-binding transcription factor activity, RNA polymerase II-specific; RNA polymerase II cis-regulatory region sequence-specific DNA binding.